Dovyalis caffra is the source of this 1395-nucleotide messenger RNA. NCBI's taxonomy places the organism in Eukaryota, Viridiplantae, Streptophyta, Magnoliopsida, Malpighiales, Salicaceae. The record is from the annotation of a GenBank genome assembly.
AUGAAGGUCUAUCAGCUCAUUUUUCUUGUUCUUUUGUUUAAUCGUCAGGCCUAUUGCAAAACAGACAUUCACAUUGGCUAUAGUCUCACACUAGAAGUACCUAGCGAUUACAGUGUGGGAUUACUUGGAAGAGCAUUUCUGAUGGAAACUAACCAAAUGGUGCCUAACUUUAGAGUUGCAUUGAGUGUCGAGCCAGUUAAGGGAAAUUAUUCAUGUUCUUUGGAAGUCUUUCUUGGAGAUGUCAAGGUGUGGAAUUCUGGCCAUUAUUCUCAUUUUUACACUUCUGAUAAAUGUUUGCUUGAGCUAACAAAGGAUGGAGAUUUACAGUUGAAAGGCCCAAAGGAUCAAAUCGGAUGGCGAACCGGGACUUCAGGACAAGGUGUGGAGAGACUAGAGAUAAUGAAGACAGGCAAUUUAGUCCUUGUCGAUGGCUUGAACAGGAUAAAGUGGCAGAGUUUCAACUUUCCAACUAAUGUAAUGCUAUGGGGACAGAGAUUAAAUGUGGCCACUCGCUUGACAUCUUUUCCUAACAAUUCAUCUGCAUUCUAUUCUUUUGAAAUUCAGCACAACAAGAUUGUUCUCUACUUGAGUUCUGGUAAGCGGAACUAUUCUUACUGGGAAUUUAAGCCUACCAAGAACAGAAACAUUACAUUUAUUGAAUUGGGUUCAAAAGGGUUAGAAAUAUUCAAUGAUCGACCCAAGAAAAUCGCACAGAUUCCAUCGUCCGGGAUGCAAUUUCAACCCCUGAGAUUUUUAGCACUGGGGAAUAAAACAGGAAACAUGGGCCUAUAUUUCUACUCGCCCAACAAGGGAAUUUUUGAGGCUGCUUUUCAAGCACUCAACACUACUUGUGAUCUUCCUCUAGCCUGUAGACCUUAUGGUAUCUGCACCUUGUCCAAUGCUUGCUCAUGUAUCCGACUGUUAAUGCCCAAAAAUGGGGUUGGUUCUGAUUGCAGUGGGGAGUUUUCUGAAGGGUUUUGUCGCAGAGGUCAGGCGGAAAUGCUUGAACUAAAAGAUGUAAGCAGUGUGCUAAGGACUGCACCUCAAAGGGUUAAUGUUAGUAAAGAAGAAUGCGCAAAUUUUUGCGUACAAGAUUGUAAAUGUGCUGCUGCAUUGUAUUCUACUGACAAGGAUGGGACAAGCUCAAGAGAGUGUUUUCUUUAUGGACUGGUCAUGGGAGUUAAACAGGUUGAGAGGGGAACAGGAUUCACUUACAUGGUUAAGGUUCCAAAAGGAACCCAUGUUUCUCAUGGGAAGUCAAAUGUGAAGAAAUGGGUGUUGGUCAUGGUAGGAGUGAUCGAUGGUUUGAUUAUUCUGCUUGUUUUUGGAGGGCUUGGGUAUUAUUUGAUUCAGAGAAGAAGAAAAACCACGCUUGCCUCUGACAACAAUACUUAA